CGGGGUCGGCGCCGAGGCCGCGGGGCAACGACGGCGCGGGCCAGCGGGAGCGGCGGCCGGGCCAUGUGGCUUCUGGGGCCGCUGUGCCUGCUGCUGAGCAGCCGCGCCGCGGAGAGCCAGCUGCUCCCCGGAAACAACUUCACCAACGAGUGCAACAUUCCAGGCAACUUCAUGUGUGGCAACGGGCGCUGCAUCCCGGGCUCCUGGCAGUGCGACGGGCUGCCUGACUGCUUUGACAAGAGCGAUGAGAAGGAGUGCCCCAAAGCUAAAUCGAAGUGUGGCCCGACCUUCUUCCCAUGUGCCAGCGGCAUUCAUUGCAUCAUUGGCCGCUUCCGGUGUAACGGGUUUGAGGACUGUCCCGACGGCAGCGACGAGGAGAACUGCACUGCAAACCCCCUGCUCUGCUCGACCGCCCGCUAUCACUGCAGGAACGGCCUCUGCAUCGAUAAGAGCUUCCUCUGCGAUGGGCAGAAUAACUGCCAGGACAACAGUGAUGAAGAGGGCUGCGAAAGUUCUCAAGAGCCAGGCAGCGGGCAGGUGUUUGUGACCUCGGAGAACCAGCUCGUGUACUACCCCAGCAUCACCUACGCUAUCAUCGGCAGCUCAAUCAUCUUCGUGCUGGUGGUGGCCCUGCUGGCUCUGGUCUUGCAUCACCAGCGGAAGCGGAACAACCUCAUGACGCUGCCCGUGCACCGGCUGCAGCACCCCGUGCUGUUGUCCCGCCUGGUGGUCCUGGACCACCCCCACCACUGCAACGUCACCUACAACGUCAACAAUGGCAUCCAGUAUGUGGCCAGCCAGGCCGAGCAGAAUGCUUCGGAAGUGGGUUCCCCACCCUCCUACUCGGAGGCCCUGCUGGACCAGAGGCCUGCAUGGUACGACCUUCCUCCACCACCCUACUCUUCAGACACUGAGUCUCUGAACCAAGCCGACCUGCCCCCUUAUCGCUCGCGGUCAGGGAGUGUGGACAGUGCCAGCUCGCGGGCAGCCAGCAGCCUCCUGAGUGUUGAAGACACCAGCACCAGCCCAGGACAGCCUGACCCACUGGAAGGCACUGCACCACCCAGGGACUCUGUGCCCAGCCCAGGCACUGAAGCAAUGUAAAACCCAGCUAUUCCAAAGUCCAGACGGGUCUGUCUGCUCCAAUUUGUUAUUCUAACAAGUGGUGCUCAUGGGAUGCACUUUUACGUUACUUUAAGGGGAGGUCUCAAGCUGAGGUCGGGGUAUCAGCUGCCUCUCUAUUCCCCUUCUCCCCGAGAUGUUCUUGGCAGGAUGACCUGGCGUUUUUCUGGUUUCUUGGUUGACAUGAGGUGUUGUCAUCUUUUCUGUGAGGUCACUUUUCCUUGGGGGCCCACAGUCCCUCAUGCUUCCCUUCAUUCUGUUACCAUUGGAAUCCCUCCGACUAAGCAUCAUGCAUUUGCAGGCAGCAGGAUGAACCAGUGUUUAAGCAGGCCUCGAGAAAGCAGCACCUCUGUUCCAGUUGCGUGUCCAGAAGGACAGAAGACACUGGACCAGAUUCUCUCAGAAGCUGCCACCGUAUUGCUCCAUCUGGGGACAUGGGUUGGGUGGUCUACCAGGAGACCAUCAAUGGGUGGCCCCCCUGAGGAGUACCCAGGUGUGAACCUCAAAAUUCACCUUGUGUUAUCCUACACAUUGCUGUCACUUAGUGAAGACAGUGGCCAAAAGAAUCUUUUGAUGUGAUCACCAGUGUCGACUUGGUUUUGUGAAGGACUCAGAACCUUUCUCUCCUAGGGAGAUGUUGGUUUUUGAAAUUUGCCCCAAGAAUCAUCAUUUGGAGAAGAUUUUCUGGCAGUGUAGAGCAUCAGCCUCCUCUCAGAAUAGGCAGGGGGCACCCUACCGUGAGUUUCUCUUGAGGUCUCAGCUCCUAGCAUGCAGCCCUGACAAUCUGGGCCUGCCGUGCGCCGCUGUACUUUCCCGGCUUCUGGAUUGUCAUCCUCCCAGCUGACCUGCCGUAGCCAAGGGAUGAAGGCCGGAUAUGAGUUAGCCAAAAAGCCAUGCCCACCCUGUCCCCCUUAUUGAUGCAUCUUCUGCCCAGGGCUCCCAAGUUCCCUUCACCCCUGGGAAUCUGUUUGACCUGUGCAUUUAGGCUUGAGGACCCUGGCUUCUAAGACACGUGAGAGCCGCAGACUUCCCACGAGAGCUCCUGGCUCCCCGCUCUGCACAUACUCAUCUUCCCAGAGUCCCAAAACCAGCACCCCAAGUUAGCGUCAUAGUUCAGGUUAGGGUCAGCCCUCGCCUAGCAUCCUGGUAGAUAGGAGACACAGUAGAGUCCUCUUCUUUCAGCAACAUGGACAGCAAGAUUGUCUGGAGUCAAGAUUUUCCAUUUGGGUUUUUUUUUUAAUCUCUUAGAAAUGCAUUUGAAAUGGUGUGUUUGGUUUUUUUCCCUUCUAGUUAAGGGACUAUUUAUAUGUGUAUAGGAAAACUGUCUCUGUUUUAUUUGUUUCUCCUUUAGUAAAGUCCAAAGAAAGAAGCAAAAGGAGAUCCAGCCUUUGCCUCCUCCUGCCCCCGAAGGCCCCCCAGGACUAACCUGCUGCUUUGUUGCACUGGGAGGUUAUUAUUUAUCCAGUUCCUGAAGGAUGCAGAAGCGCAGUUGCCCCCCUCAGUUCACGGUCUCUAUUUGGGCUCCUUUCCCUCUUUUUGUGUGCUCAGCCAGCCGCAGGGUCCACCCCCGUGCUGGAGUAGUGGGCAAACACUUGGGCAUCGUUUGGCAAGAAAACCACAGAAGGACAAACCUGGAACCAAGUAGGGCCACCUUGAUGCAGCUGUUCCACACUCAGGGCUUCAUUCAUAGCCAAAGAAAUGUUGAGUAACAUAUUUGAGGCUGAUCAAAACGAAGCCUGCUGCAAUGGGGAGGGGAGGUGGCCUUCGGGGAUCCUGCUCUGUAGACUUUGUCUUUUUUUCUAAAGAGUCAAAUUCAAAGUAAAUAACAGGACUGGCCUCUUAGGUUUUUGUUUGUUUUGUUUUGUUUUAAGUAAAAGAACCUAGCUGCUUGUGUCUUUCAGUUUCAAAACAGUACCCAAGUUAUUUUCUGAGGAAUCCAUAAAGGAUGUGGGUGGCAGAUAGAGCAUGUCUGGUCGCACGUAUCAUCUCCUGUGAGUCGGGGUGGCUUUAUUCCCCCCUUUGAUGGCUGCCUGCUUCUUUCUGGUGCUCUGGAAAUGUUUAGAGGAAAGGAUUCUUAUUUUAAUUAAUUGUGCAGUGAGUUAAUCUGCGCUUUUCUGCUUCCAGGCAUCUUAGGAAAAACAAAUGGUUUUAGGAGAUAAGGGGAGCCUGUUAAUUUUUUAAAAAAACAAACACAGGGACAUUUUAUUAUGGAUAUGAUUUUUAAUGGAUUUUUUUAAAAAACAUAUAAAUACAACAUCCAAAGCUACGAGAUUUUUGGGUCUCCUCCUACUGAAAAUUUCAAAUAAGUGCCCAAUAAUAUUUUUAACUCAUUCCAACUUUUUUAUACAUCGCCUAAAUCUGCACCAACCAGAAUGUGAUCUCUGCUUUCUUUUCUCCCAAACAAGAUCAGCUUUUAGCAUUAACUUAGUUACACUGUGAUUCUUAGUUUAUUACCUGACUCAACCUUAAAAUUGACAUUUUUUUAAGUGCAACUAAAUGGUUAAUAGUGUGUGGUGUUCGAAGUAAUGCAAACUGGAAAGACUGUGUGUGGUUACUUUUUGUUUUUUCGGUUAGGCUUGGUUUUGUUUUGUGUGUGUGUGUGUAUUUUUAAAAAUAUUUUGUAUUUUCAAAUAAACUUGCAGUUUCAUUCUUUCUA
Messenger RNA from Cavia porcellus (domestic guinea pig), 3778 nucleotides. RefSeq names its product low density lipoprotein receptor class A domain containing 3 (gene Ldlrad3). NCBI's taxonomy places the organism in Eukaryota, Metazoa, Chordata, Mammalia, Rodentia, Caviidae. Gene Ontology annotation, biological process: receptor-mediated endocytosis. The record is from RefSeq and is a predicted model, not a curated record. Bases 64 to 1104 code for a protein of 346 amino acids. Gene Ontology annotation, molecular function: protein binding. Gene Ontology annotation, cellular component: plasma membrane. The transcript has 6 exons.